Messenger RNA from Gallus gallus (chicken), 22318 nucleotides. It is a transcript of the gene MUC5AC, whose product is annotated as mucin 5AC like. The record is from RefSeq and is a predicted model, not a curated record. Gene Ontology annotation, molecular function: protein binding. Gene Ontology annotation, cellular component: extracellular matrix. Lineage: Eukaryota; Metazoa; Chordata; Aves; Galliformes; Phasianidae.
AGAGGCAGGUUGUUCGGUAGUUUCUACCGGACUUCCAGAAGAUGGGCACAGGUAGUGGGACACAAAUACCACUAUGGAUAUCAAUACUAGCACUUGCCUACAUACAGAUCAAAGUUCAAGCUCAGGGCAAUGAGCAACAAUCACAAUCGAACUAUGAUUCUCCAUCAUUCCUGCAGCGACAAAACAAUUUUCCACCAGCUUCCAAAUCCCAUGGAGUGACGAUCAUCCCACCUCUUCAAAACACACUGAAAGUAAAGGCUGGCAACCCCUCUCACAAUGGCCGUGUAUGCAGCACAUGGGGUAACUUCCACUUCAAGAACUUUGAUGGGGACAUCUUUUACUUCCCUGGGGUCUGCAAUUACAUCUUUGCAUCCAACUGCAAAUCUCCCUAUGAGGACUUCAAUAUCCAAAUUAGGCGCACCAUGGUGGAAAAUGCUACCGUGAUCACUCACGUCAUCAUGAGGCUGGAAGGAGCAGUGGUUGAACUGACCCGCACCUCUGUCCUGGUCAAUGGCAAACAGAUUCAGAUGCCCUACAGCCAUAUGGGAGUCUUGAUAGAGAGAAGCAACAGCUAUAUCAAAGUUUCUGCCAAGUUAGGACUGACCUUCCUCUGGAAUGAAGAGGACGCCCUCCUGGUGGAACUAGAUAAGAAAUAUGCCAAUCAAACUUGUGGACUCUGUGGGGACUUCAAUGGAAUUCCAACUAACAACGAGUUUAUUUCACAGAAUGCAAAACUGACUGCUGUACAGUUUGGGAAUAGGCAGAAAAUAGAUGGACCCACAGAGCAGUGUGAUGAUCCUAUCCCUUCUGCUGUUCUGAUGAACUGCUCAUCUGAAUUUGCUUCUAUCUGCAAGACAGUAUUAACCAGUGAAGCAUUCACAAGCUGUAAUGCACUUGUGGAUGUUCAGGACUACAUUGAUACUUGCAUACAAGACCUAUGCCACUGUGAUACUUCUAUGGCUGACUUCUGCAUGUGCAACACCUUUGCUGAAUAUUCCCGGCAGUGUGCUCAUGCAGGUGGACAGCCUCUGAACUGGAGAACCUCAGAAUUAUGUCCCAAGUCAUGUCCUUUCAACAUGCAACACCAGGAGUGUGGCUCCCCCUGCUCCGACACCUGCAGCAACCCCGAACGAUCUGCACUUUGUGAAGAUCAUUGUACAGAUGGCUGCACCUGUCCUCCAGGAAUGGUAUUUGAUGACAUUAAUGGUGCUGGCUGUAUUCCCCGUAAGGAAUGCCACUGUACAUAUGAAGGCGAAACUUAUGCUCCUGGUACCUCCUUCUCAUCUAAAUGCAGAUCAUGUACUUGUGCAGGGGGUGAAUGGACUUGUGUCACCCAGUCAUGUCCAGCGACUUGCAGCAUCGAAGGAGGCUCCCACAUUACAACAUAUGAUGAAAAAUAUUAUUCCUUCUAUGGAGAUUGUAGCUAUGUCCUAACCAAGCUCUGUGACAGCAAUGAUUUCACUGUUCUGGGUGACAUCCACAAGUGUGGUCUGACUGACACUGAGACAUGCCUCAAGGGCGUAGCCAUCAGUCUAAGCGGAGGGCAAACUAACAUUGUGAUCCAGCCUUCUGGCAGUGUAUUUGUGAAUAUGAUCUACACACAGCUGCCCUUCUCUGCAGCAAAUGUCACCAUCUUCAGACCAUCAUCCUUCUUCAUCAUUUUACAAACAACUUUUGGUCUUCAGCUGCAGAUUCAAAUUGUACCUCUCAUGCAACUUUUUAUAAACUUAGAUCCAUCACAGAAAGGGCAGACCUGUGGUCUCUGUGGAAACUUCAAUGACAUUCAGACAGAUGACUUCAAAACCACAAGUGGCGUAAUAGAGGGCACUUCAGCUGCCUUUGGCAAUACUUGGAAAACUCGGGCUGAUUGUCCUGAUGCCAAAAUUACCUUUGAGAACCCCUGCACCCUCAGCAUAGAAAAUGAUAAGUAUGCUCAGCACUGGUGUGGCUUGCUCUCUGAUACUACGGGACCUUUUGCUGAAUGUCACUCAACAGUGAAUCCAGAAGUUUACCAGAAGAACUGCAUGUUUGAUACAUGUAACUGUGAGAACACUGAGGACUGCAUGUGUGCUGCCCUUUCCAGCUACGUCAGAGCCUGUGCUGCUAAAGGAAUACUCCUCAAUGGAUGGAGGAACAAAGUCUGCACGAAAUACACCAACACAUGUCCAAAAUCCUUGGAGUACACUUACAAUGUUGAUUCCUGUCAACCUACUUGUCGUUCUUUGAGUGAGCCUGAUGUCACAUGCAACAUCAAGUUUGUCCCAGUUGACGGUUGCACCUGUGUAAAUGGAACCUACAUGGAUGAAAGUGGCAAAUGCGUGCCUGCUGCUAGCUGUCCUUGUUACUACAAAGGAAUGCCUCUGUCUACUGGGGAAGUUAUUCACGAUAAUGGUGUUGUCUGCACUUGCAGUUAUGGAAAGCUGAGUUGCAUUGGAGAGAAACCACCACCAGUCUGUGCACCUCCUAUGGUGUAUGUUGACUGUGGCAAUGCCACUGCAGGUGUCACAGGAGCAGAGUGCCAGAAGAGCUGUCAGACUCUAGACAUGGAAUGUUACAAAACCCACUGUGUCUCUGGCUGCAUAUGUCCUCCUAAUUAUGUAUCAGAUGGCAAAGGUGGCUGCAUAGCUGCUGAAGAGUGCCCGUGUGUUCACAAUGGAGAUUCCUACCGUCCAGGAGAAUCAAUCAGAGUUGGCUGUAACAACUGCACGUGUAGAAACAGAAAGUGGCACUGCUCUGAGGAACCGUGCCUGGAAACCUGUUCAGUUUACGGAGAUGGGCAUUACACCACCUUUGAUGGCAAACGCUUUGAUUUUGAAGGAGACUGUGAAUAUGUUCUAAUCCAGAACUACUGUGGCAGAAAAGGUCUGAAUCAGGGAACCUUCAGAGUCAUCACUGAGAACAUUCCAUGUGGCACAACAGGAACCACUUGCUCCAAGUCUAUUAAAGUUUUCCUGGGGAACUAUGAGCUGGUACUCAGUGAUGGACACUCUGAUGUCAUCCAGAGGUCACCUGGAGGAGAAAUGCCAUUUCAAAUCCGUUCCAUGGGCAUCUACAUGGUCGUUGACACUACUGUUGGUCUGAUACUCAUGUGGGACAAGAAAACCAGUAUAUUCAUCAAACUUAGUCCCAGCUUUCAGGGACAUGUCUGUGGCCUUUGUGGAAACUAUGAUGGCAAUGGAAACAAUGACUUCACUACGCGCAGUCAGUCUGUGGUAGGAAAUGUGCUGGAAUUUGCUAAUAGCUGGAAAGUGUCUUCUACUUGCCCAAAUGCCAAUCAAACCAAAGAUCCAUGCACCGCAAACCCAUACAGGAAAUCCUGGGCACAGAAGCAAUGCAGCAUAAUUACCAGUGAAGUAUUUGCAAAGUGUCACUCCCAGGUUGAACCAAAUGAAUAUUAUCAAGCAUGUGUGGAUGAUGCUUGUGCUUGUGAUACUGGAGGAGACUGUGAAUGUUUCUGUACAGCAGUAGCUGCCUAUGCUCAAGCGUGCAAUGAGCUGGACAUCUGCAUUUCAUGGAGAACUCCAUCCAUUUGUCCUCUGUUCUGUGAUUACUACAAUCCACAGGGAGAAUGUGAGUGGCACUACAAGCCCUGUGGAGCCCCUUGUAUGAAGACCUGCAAUAAUCCAAGUGGGAAGUGCCUUCACGAGUUAAGAGGUUUGGAAGGCUGUUAUCCACACUGUCCAAAGAAUAAGCCCUAUUUUGAUGAAGAAACCAUGGCUUGUGUUUCUAAUUGUGGUUGCUAUGAGAAUGGAAAACAUUACAAGCCAGGAAUGCAGAUGCCUUCAAAGCAGAACUGCCAAACAUGUGAAUGCACAAACCAUGGCAAAAUAUGCAAAUACGAUGAACACGAAUGUGUCUGCAUUUAUGAAGGACGGACAUAUAACUAUACAGACAUGAUCUACAAUACUACAGAUGGCAUAGGAGGAUGUAUUGUUGCAACUUGUGGUCCCAAUGGAACACUUCAAAGAGUUGUGUAUGACUGUCCAAUCUCAACAUCACCCACAACACCGUUUCACUUCAGCACUACACCACCUGCCACUGCUUCCACAGUUACAUCAUCACCAACGACAUCAGUAUGCGUUCAUGAAGUCUGUCAGUGGUCAGAAUGGUAUGAUGGAAGCCCACUAAUCCCUGGAUUUGAUGGUGGAGAUUUUGAAACAUUCAGUGAUUUGAGAGCUAAAGGUUAUGAAGUCUGUAGAGAUCCAAAGGCUGUUCAGUGCAGAGCAGAGAAAUUUCCUAACAUACCACUGAAGGACCUUGGCCAAAGAGUAGAAUGUAAUACACAAUCUGGGCUUAUAUGUUACAACAAAGAUCAAAUUUCAACUAUGUGCUACAAUUACGAAAUCAGAAUCUUAUGUUGUGUUUUUGUACCAUGCUCUUCCACUUCAUCCAUCACAACACCUUACGAAACUUCAACACUGAUCACACAUACCCCAGUUCCAGAAAAGACAACCACAGCAACAAGUACCAUUAUCACAACUUCAUCUACAACCACAGAAACAGGAAGUACUACUAUCACAAGUACUUCUUCGGAAACAGCAAGUACCUCCCCAGAGGCAAUUCGUACAACACCUUGCCAACCAAAGUGCAAAUGGUCCAAAUGGUAUGAUGUCCAUUUCCCAACUUUGCACAACAAAGGAGAUUAUGAAACCUACCAGGAUAUUAGAUCUGCUGGAAAAGCAAUCUGCAGAAACCCUGAAAAAAUACAAUGCAGAGCAGAGAAAUACCCACAUAAAUCUAUUGAAGAAAUAGGACAGGUUGUCCAUUGCAAUGUAACAUAUGGACUUAUCUGCAGAAAUGAAGAUCAAAAGGGAGAACUGCAUAUAUGUCUUAAUUAUCAGGUAAAAGUAUUCUGUUGUGAUGACUACAGCCACUGCCAAACAAGAGUGACACCAACAGUACCAGAGGAAAUUACUACCACCAUUACACAAUCACCAGCUACUACAACCUCAGAAACUUCAACAUUUACAACCAAAUUAACAUCACCAGUCACCAUAUCUCCCACAACAUCAGCACUCUGUGUAAAAGAAGAAUGUGACUGGUCAGUUUGGUAUGAUGUCAGCUAUCCAGAACCAGGAUACAAUGAUGGAGACUUUGAUACAGUUCAGAAUAUAAGAAAACAAGGAUAUGAAGUCUGCGCUAACAGAAUGGCUGUCGAAUGUAGAGCAGUAAGAUUCCCAAAUACACCAUAUCAACUCCUGGAACAACAUAUAACAUGCAACACUAAAGAAGGAUUAAUAUGCUACAAUAAAGACCAACUACCACCGAUCUGCUACAACUACGAAGUAAGAUUUAAGUGCUGUAAAAAUGUAACAGUACCAUGCCAAACAACAAAAACACCAUAUUCAACUACAAAAAAACCAACAACUUCGACAAUUUCAACAACACAAACUACACCAUAUACAGAAACAUCAACAAUGACAUACACACCAAAGAUACAAACAAAACAUAAGACAACAACUAUAGAAACAAUUCCACCAAGAACAGAAAAUAUACAUAGCGAAACAACAUCAACACCAAAACAAAGCAUACAAACAGAAACAAAGACAACAACCAUCCUAACAGUCACAACCUCCACCUCCACCGCUACGCCCACUACAACAAUAGAAACCAGCACCAGCACCAGCACCCUCACGCCCACCCCUACUCUCAUCUCCACUACCAGCUCACCUUCCACCACGACCCACGUUACCGCCUGCGAACUUGAACUCUGCUCCUGGACCGACUGGUUUGACGUUGACUUCCCCUCCUCGGGGACAAGCCAGGGAGACUUUGAAACCUACCAGCACAUCCGCGCUGCCGGGAAGGAAGUCUGUCAACAGCCAAAACAAAUUGAGUGCCAGGCCGAGGACUACCCCGAGAUUUCCAUCGAACAAGUCGGACAGGUGGUGCAGUGUGACGUUCACUACGGACUGGUGUGCAAGAACCAGGACCAGCACGGCAGUUUUAAGAUGUGCCUCAACUACAGGAUCCGCGUCCUCUGCUGCCGGCCUAACCCCGACUGCGUGCAGACCAUUACUCCUACCACCAGUCCCACCACCACCAUCUCCACAGGCACCUCCUCCUCCACUACACCCACCCUCUCAGUCACAACCUCCACCUCCACCGCUACGCCCACUACAACAAUAGAAACCAGCACCAGCACCAGCACCCUCACGCCCACCCCUACCCUCAUCUCCACUACCAGCUCACCUUCCACCACGACCCACGUUACCGCCUGCGAACUUGAACUCUGCUCCUGGACCGACUGGUUUGACGUUGACUUCCCCUCCUCGGGGACAAGCCAGGGAGACUUUGAAACCUACCAGCACAUCCGCGCUGCCGGGAAGGAAGUCUGUCAACAGCCAAAACAAAUUGAGUGCCAGGCCGAGGACUACCCCGAGAUUUCCAUCGAACAAGUCGGACAGGUGGUGCAGUGUGACGUUCACUACGGACUGGUGUGCAAGAACCAGGACCAGCACGGCAGUUUUAAGAUGUGCCUCAACUACAGGAUCCGCGUCCUCUGCUGCCGGCCUAACCCCGACUGCGUGCAGACCAUUACUCCUACCACCAGUCCCACCACCACCAUCUCCACAGGCACCUCCUCCUCCACUACACCCACCCUCUCAGUCACAACCUCCACCUCCACCGCUACGCCCACUACAACAAUAGAAACCAGCACCAGCACCAGCACCCUCACGCCCACCCCUACCCUCAUCUCCACUACCAGCUCACCUUCCACCACGACCCACGUUACCGCCUGCGAACUUGAACUCUGCUCCUGGACCGACUGGUUUGACGUUGACUUCCCCUCCUCGGGGACAAGCCAGGGAGACUUUGAAACCUACCAGCACAUCCGCGCUGCCGGGAAGGAAGUCUGUCAACAGCCAAAACAAAUUGAGUGCCAGGCCGAGGACUACCCCGAGAUUUCCAUCGAACAAGUCGGACAGGUGGUGCAGUGUGACGUUCACUACGGACUGGUGUGCAAGAACCAGGACCAGCACGGCAGUUUUAAGAUGUGCCUCAACUACAGGAUCCGCGUCCUCUGCUGCCGGCCUAACCCCGACUGCGUGCAGACCAUUACUCCUACCACCAGUCCCACCACCACCAUCUCCACAGGCACCUCCUCCUCCACUACACCCACCCUCUCAGUCACAACCUCCACCUCCACCGCUACGCCCACUACAACAAUAGAAACCAGCACCAGCACCAGCACCCUCACGCCCACCCCUACCCUCAUCUCCACUACCAGCUCACCUUCCACCACGACCCACGUUACCGCCUGCGAACUUGAACUCUGCUCCUGGACCGACUGGUUUGACGUUGACUUCCCCUCCUCGGGGACAAGCCAGGGAGACUUUGAAACCUACCAGCACAUCCGCGCUGCCGGGAAGGAAGUCUGUCAACAGCCAAAACAAAUUGAGUGCCAGGCCGAGGACUACCCCGAGAUUUCCAUCGAACAAGUCGGACAGGUGGUGCAGUGUGACGUUCACUACGGACUGGUGUGCAAGAACCAGGACCAGCACGGCAGUUUUAAGAUGUGCCUCAACUACAGGAUCCGCGUCCUCUGCUGCCGGCCUAACCCCGACUGCGUGCAGACCAUUACUCCUACCACCAGUCCCACCACCACCAUCUCCACAGGCACCUCCUCCUCCACUACACCCACCCUCUCAGUCACAACCUCCACCUCCACCGCUACGCCCACUACAACAAUAGAAACCAGCACCAGCACCAGCACCCUCACGCCCACCCCUACCCUCAUCUCCACUACCAGCUCACCUUCCACCACGACCCACGUUACCGCCUGCGAACUUGAACUCUGCUCCUGGACCGACUGGUUUGACGUUGACUUCCCCUCCUCGGGGACAAGCCAGGGAGACUUUGAAACCUACCAGCACAUCCGCGCUGCCGGGAAGGAAGUCUGUCAACAGCCAAAACAAAUUGAGUGCCAGGCCGAGGACUACCCCGAGAUUUCCAUCGAACAAGUCGGACAGGUGGUGCAGUGUGACGUUCACUACGGACUGGUGUGCAAGAACCAGGACCAGCACGGCAGUUUUAAGAUGUGCCUCAACUACAGGAUCCGCGUCCUCUGCUGCCGGCCUAACCCCGACUGCGUGCAGACCAUUACUCCUACCACCAGUCCCACCACCACCAUCUCCACAGGCACCUCCUCCUCCACUACACCCACCCUCUCAGUCACAACCUCCACCUCCACCGCUACGCCCACUACAACAAUAGAAACCAGCACCAGCACCAGCACCCUCACGCCCACCCCUACCCUCAUCUCCACUACCAGCUCACCUUCCACCACGACCCACGUUACCGCCUGCGAACUUGAACUCUGCUCCUGGACCGACUGGUUUGACGUUGACUUCCCCUCCUCGGGGACAAGCCAGGGAGACUUUGAAACCUACCAGCACAUCCGCGCUGCCGGGAAGGAAGUCUGUCAACAGCCAAAACAAAUUGAGUGCCAGGCCGAGGACUACCCCGAGAUUUCCAUCGAACAAGUCGGACAGGUGGUGCAGUGUGACGUUCACUAUGGACUGGUGUGCAAGAACCAGGACCAGCAUGGCAGUUUUAAGAUGUGCCUCAACUACAGGAUCCGCGUCCUCUGCUGCCGGCCUAACCCCGACUGCGUGCAGACCAUUACUCCUACCACCAGUCCCACCACCACCAUCUCCACAGGCACCUCCUCCUCCACUACACCCACCCUCUCAGUCACAACCUCCACCUCCACCGCUACGCCCACUACAACAAUAGAAACCAGCACCAGCACCAGCACCCUCACGCCCACCCCUACCCUCAUCUCCACUACCAGCUCACCUUCCACCACGACCCACGUUACCGCCUGCGAACUUGAACUCUGCUCCUGGACCGACUGGUUUGACGUUGACUUCCCCUCCUCGGGGACAAGCCAGGGAGACUUUGAAACCUACCAGCACAUCCGCGCUGCCGGGAAGGAAGUCUGUCAACAGCCAAAACAAAUUGAGUGCCAGGCCGAGGACUACCCCGAGAUUUCCAUCGAACAAGUCGGACAGGUGGUGCAGUGUGACGUUCACUACGGACUGGUGUGCAAGAACCAGGACCAGCACGGCAGUUUUAAGAUGUGCCUCAACUACAGGAUCCGCGUCCUCUGCUGCCGGCCUAACCCCGACUGCGUGCAGACCAUUACUCCUACCACCAGUCCCACCACCACCAUCUCCACAGGCACCUCCUCCUCCACUACACCCACCCUCUCAGUCACAACCUCCACCUCCACCGCUACGCCCACUACAACAAUAGAAACCAGCACCAGCACCAGCACCCUCACGCCCACCCCUACCCUCAUCUCCACUACCAGCUCACCUUCCACCACGACCCACGUUACCGCCUGCGAACUUGAACUCUGCUCCUGGACCGACUGGUUUGACGUUGACUUCCCCUCCUCGGGGACAAGCCAGGGAGACUUUGAAACCUACCAGCACAUCCGCGCUGCCGGGAAGGAAGUCUGUCAACAGCCAAAACAAAUUGAGUGCCAGGCCGAGGACUACCCCGAGAUUUCCAUCGAACAAGUCGGACAGGUGGUGCAGUGUGACGUUCACUACGGACUGGUGUGCAAGAACCAGGACCAGCACGGCAGUUUUAAGAUGUGCCUCAACUACAGGAUCCGCGUCCUCUGCUGCCGGCCUAACCCCGACUGCGUGCAGACCAUUACUCCUACCACCAGUCCCACCACCACCAUCUCCACAGGCACCUCCUCCUCCACUACACCCACCCUCUCAGUCACAACCUCCACCUCCACCGCUACGCCCACUACAACAAUAGAAACCAGCACCAGCACCAGCACCCUCACGCCCACCCCUACCCUCAUCUCCACUACCAGCUCACCUUCCACCACGACCCACGUUACCGCCUGCGAACUUGAACUCUGCUCCUGGACCGACUGGUUUGACGUUGACUUCCCCUCCUCGGGGACAAGCCAGGGAGACUUUGAAACCUACCAGCACAUCCGCGCUGCCGGGAAGGAAGUCUGUCAACAGCCAAAACAAAUUGAGUGCCAGGCCGAGGACUACCCCGAGAUUUCCAUCGAACAAGUCGGACAGGUGGUGCAGUGUGACGUUCACUACGGACUGGUGUGCAAGAACCAGGACCAGCACGGCAGUUUUAAGAUGUGCCUCAACUACAGGAUCCGCGUCCUCUGCUGCCGGCCUAACCCCGACUGCGUGCAGACCAUUACUCCUACCACCAGUCCCACCACCACCAUCUCCACAGGCACCUCCUCCUCCACUACACCCACCCUCUCAGUCACAACCUCCACCUCCACCGCUACGCCCACUACAACAAUAGAAACCAGCACCAGCACCAGCACCCUCACGCCCACCCCUACCCUCAUCUCCACUACCAGCUCACCUUCCACCACGACCCACGUUACCGCCUGCGAACUUGAACUCUGCUCCUGGACCGACUGGUUUGACGUUGACUUCCCCUCCUCGGGGACAAGCCAGGGAGACUUUGAAACCUACCAGCACAUCCGCGCUGCCGGGAAGGAAGUCUGUCAACAGCCAAAACAAAUUGAGUGCCAGGCCGAGGACUACCCCGAGAUUUCCAUCGAACAAGUCGGACAGGUGGUGCAGUGUGACGUUCACUACGGACUGGUGUGCAAGAACCAGGACCAGCACGGCAGUUUUAAGAUGUGCCUCAACUACAGGAUCCGCGUCCUCUGCUGCCGGCCUAACCCCGACUGCGUGCAGACCAUUACUCCUACCACCAGUCCCACCACCACCAUCUCCACAGGCACCUCCUCCUCCACUACACCCACCCUCUCAGUCACAACCUCCACCUCCACCGCUACGCCCACUACAACAAUAGAAACCAGCACCAGCACCAGCACCCUCACGCCCACCCCUACCCUCAUCUCCACUACCAGCUCACCUUCCACCACGACCCACGUUACCGCCUGCGAACUUGAACUCUGCUCCUGGACCGACUGGUUUGACGUUGACUUCCCCUCCUCGGGGACAAGCCAGGGAGACUUUGAAACCUACCAGCACAUCCGCGCUGCCGGGAAGGAAGUCUGUCAACAGCCAAAACAAAUUGAGUGCCAGGCCGAGGACUACCCCGAGAUUUCCAUCGAACAAGUCGGACAGGUGGUGCAGUGUGACGUUCACUACGGACUGGUGUGCAAGAACCAGGACCAGCACGGCAGUUUUAAGAUGUGCCUCAACUACAGGAUCCGCGUCCUCUGCUGCCGGCCUAACCCCGACUGCGUGCAGACCAUUACUCCUACCACCAGUCCCACCACCACCAUCUCCACAGGCACCUCCUCCUCCACUACACCCACCCUCUCAGUCACAACCUCCACCUCCACCGCUACGCCCACUACAACAAUAGAAACCAGCACCAGCACCAGCACCCUCACGCCCACCCCUACCCUCAUCUCCACUACCAGCUCACCUUCCACCACGACCCACGUUACCGCCUGCGAACUUGAACUCUGCUCCUGGACCGACUGGUUUGACGUUGACUUCCCCUCCUCGGGGACAAGCCAGGGAGACUUUGAAACCUACCAGCACAUCCGCGCUGCCGGGAAGGAAGUCUGUCAACAGCCAAAACAAAUUGAGUGCCAGGCCGAGGACUACCCCGAGAUUUCCAUCGAACAAGUCGGACAGGUGGUGCAGUGUGACGUUCACUACGGACUGGUGUGCAAGAACCAGGACCAGCACGGCAGUUUUAAGAUGUGCCUCAACUACAGGAUCCGCGUCCUCUGCUGCCGGCCUAACCCCGACUGCGUGCAGACCAUUACUCCUACCACCAGUCCCACCACCACCAUCUCCACAGGCACCUCCUCCUCCACUACACCCACCCUCUCAGUCACAACCUCCACCUCCACCGCUACGCCCACUACAACAAUAGAAACCAGCACCAGCACCAGCACCCUCACGCCCACCCCUACCCUCAUCUCCACUACCAGCUCACCUUCCACCACGACCCACGUUACCGCCUGCGAACUUGAACUCUGCUCCUGGACCGACUGGUUUGACGUUGACUUCCCCUCCUCGGGGACAAGCCAGGGAGACUUUGAAACCUACCAGCACAUCCGCGCUGCCGGGAAGGAAGUCUGUCAACAGCCAAAACAAAUUGAGUGCCAGGCCGAGGACUACCCCGAGAUUUCCAUCGAACAAGUCGGACAGGUGGUGCAGUGUGACGUUCACUACGGACUGGUGUGCAAGAACCAGGACCAGCACGGCAGUUUUAAGAUGUGCCUCAACUACAGGAUCCGCGUCCUCUGCUGCCGGCCUAACCCCGACUGCGUGCAGACCAUUACUCCUACCACCAGUCCCACCACCACCAUCUCCACAGGCACCUCCUCCUCCACUACACCCACCCUCUCAGUCACAACCUCCACCUCCACCGCUACGCCCACUACAACAAUAGAAACCAGCACCAGCACCAGCACCCUCACGCCCACCCCUACCCUCAUCUCCACUACCAGCUCACCUUCCACCACGACCCACGUUACCGCCUGCGAACUUGAACUCUGCUCCUGGACCGACUGGUUUGACGUUGACUUCCCCUCCUCGGGGACAAGCCAGGGAGACUUUGAAACCUACCAGCACAUCCGCGCUGCCGGGAAGGAAGUCUGUCAACAGCCAAAACAAAUUGAGUGCCAGGCCGAGGACUACCCCGAGAUUUCCAUCGAACAAGUCGGACAGGUGGUGCAGUGUGACGUUCACUACGGACUGGUGUGCAAGAACCAGGACCAGCACGGCAGUUUUAAGAUGUGCCUCAACUACAGGAUCCGCGUCCUCUGCUGCCGGCCUAACCCCGACUGCGUGCAGACCAUUACUCCUACCACCAGUCCCACCACCACCAUCUCCACAGGCACCUCCUCCUCCACUACACCCACCCUCUCAGUCACAACCUCCACCUCCACCGCUACGCCCACUACAACAAUAGAAACCAGCACCAGCACCAGCACCCUCACGCCCACCCCUACCCUCAUCUCCACUACCAGCUCACCUUCCACCACGACCCACGUUACCGCCUGCGAACUUGAACUCUGCUCCUGGACCGACUGGUUUGACGUUGACUUCCCCUCCUCGGGGACAAGCCAGGGAGACUUUGAAACCUACCAGCACAUCCGCGCUGCCGGGAAGGAAGUCUGUCAACAGCCAAAACAAAUUGAGUGCCAGGCCGAGGACUACCCCGAGAUUUCCAUCGAACAAGUCGGACAGGUGGUGCAGUGUGACGUUCACUACGGACUGGUGUGCAAGAACCAGGACCAGCACGGCAGUUUUAAGAUGUGCCUCAACUACAGGAUCCGCGUCCUCUGCUGCCGGCCUAACCCCGACUGCGUGCAGACCAUUACUCCUACCACCAGUCCCACCACCACCAUCUCCACAGGCACCUCCUCCUCCACUACACCCACCCUCUCAGUCACAACCUCCACCUCCACCGCUACGCCCACUACAACAAUAGAAACCAGCACCAGCACCAGCACCCUCACGCCCACCCCUACCCUCAUCUCCACUACCAGCUCACCUUCCACCACGACCCACGUUACCGCCUGCGAACUUGAACUCUGCUCCUGGACCGACUGGUUUGACGUUGACUUCCCCUCCUCGGGGACAAGCCAGGGAGACUUUGAAACCUACCAGCACAUCCGCGCUGCCGGGAAGGAAGUCUGUCAACAGCCAAAACAAAUUGAGUGCCAGGCCGAGGACUACCCCGAGAUUUCCAUCGAACAAGUCGGACAGGUGGUGCAGUGUGACGUUCACUACGGACUGGUGUGCAAGAACCAGGACCAGCACGGCAGUUUUAAGAUGUGCCUCAACUACAGGAUCCGCGUCCUCUGCUGCCGGCCUAACCCCGACUGCGUGCAGACCAUUACUCCUACCACCAGUCCCACCACCACCAUCUCCACAGGCACCUCCUCCUCCACUACACCCACCCUCUCAGUCACAACCUCCACCUCCACCGCUACGCCCACUACAACAAUAGAAACCAGCACCAGCACCAGCACCCUCACGCCCACCCCUACCCUCAUCUCCACUACCAGCUCACCUUCCACCACGACCCACGUUACCGCCUGCGAACUUGAACUCUGCUCCUGGACCGACUGGUUUGACGUUGACUUCCCCUCCUCGGGGACAAGCCAGGGAGACUUUGAAACCUACCAGCACAUCCGCGCUGCCGGGAAGGAAGUCUGUCAACAGCCAAAACAAAUUGAGUGCCAGGCCGAGGACUACCCCGAGAUUUCCAUCGAACAAGUCGGACAGGUGGUGCAGUGUGACGUUCACUACGGACUGGUGUGCAAGAACCAGGACCAGCACGGCAGUUUUAAGAUGUGCCUCAACUACAGGAUCCGCGUCCUCUGCUGCCGGCCUAACCCCGACUGCGUGCAGACCAUUACUCCUACCACCAGUCCCACCACCACCAUCUCCACAGGCACCUCCUCCUCCACUACACCCACCCUCUCAGUCACAACCUCCACCUCCACCGCUACGCCCACUACAACAAUAGAAACCAGCACCAGCACCAGCACCCUCACGCCCACCCCUACCCUCAUCUCCACUACCAGCUCACCUUCCACCACGACCCACGUUACCGCCUGCGAACUUGAACUCUGCUCCUGGACCGACUGGUUUGACGUUGACUUCCCCUCCUCGGGGACAAGCCAGGGAGACUUUGAAACCUACCAGCACAUCCGCGCUGCCGGGAAGGAAGUCUGUCAACAGCCAAAACAAAUUGAGUGCCAGGCCGAGGACUACCCCGAGAUUUCCAUCGAACAAGUCGGACAGGUGGUGCAGUGUGACGUUCACUACGGACUGGUGUGCAAGAACCAGGACCAGCACGGCAGUUUUAAGAUGUGCCUCAACUACAGGAUCCGCGUCCUCUGCUGCCGGCCUAACCCCGACUGCGUGCAGACCACUACUCCUACCACCAGUCCCACCACCACCAUCUCCACAGGCACCUCCUCCUCCACUACACCCACCCUCUCAGUCACAACCUCCACCUCCACCGCUACGCCCACUACAACAAUAGAAACCAGCACCAGCACCAGCACCCUCACGCCCACCCCUACCCUCAUCUCCACUACCAGCUCACCUUCCACCACGACCCACGUUACCGCCUGCGAACUUGAACUCUGCUCCUGGACCGACUGGUUUGACGUUGACUUCCCCUCCUCGGGGACAAGCCAGGGAGACUUUGAAACCUACCAGCACAUCCGCGCUGCCGGGAAGGAAGUCUGUCAACAGCCAAAACAAAUUGAGUGCCAGGCCGAGGACUACCCCGAGAUUUCCAUCGAACAAGUCGGACAGGUGGUGCAGUGUGACGUUCACUACGGACUGGUGUGCAAGAACCAGGACCAGCACGGCAGUUUUAAGAUGUGCCUCAACUACAGGAUCCGCGUCCUCUGCUGCCGGCCUAACCCCGACUGCGUGCAGACCAUUACUCCUACCACCAGUCCCACCACCACCAUCUCCACAGGCACCUCCUCCUCCACUACACCCACCCUCUCAGUCACAACCUCCACCUCCACCGCUACGCCCACUACAACAAUAGAAACCAGCACCAGCACCAGCACCCUCACGCCCACCCCUACCCUCAUCUCCACUACCAGCUCACCUUCCACCACGACCCACGUUACCGCCUGCGAACUUGAACUCUGCUCCUGGACCGACUGGUUUGACGUUGACUUCCCCUCCUCGGGGACAAGCCAGGGAGACUUUGAAACCUACCAGCACAUCCGCGCUGCCGGGAAGGAAGUCUGUCAACAGCCAAAACAAAUUGAGUGCCAGGCCGAGGACUACCCCGAGAUUUCCAUCGAACAAGUCGGACAGGUGGUGCAGUGUGACGUUCACUACGGACUGGUGUGCAAGAACCAGGACCAGCACGGCAGUUUUAAGAUGUGCCUCAACUACAGGAUCCGCGUCCUCUGCUGCCGGCCUAACCCCGACUGCGUGCAGACCACUACUCCUACCACCAGUCCCACCACCACCAUCUCCACAGGCACCUCCUCCUCCACUACACCCACCCUCUCAGUCACAACCUCCACCUCCACCGCUACGCCCACUACAACAAUAGAAACCAGCACCAGCACCAGCACCCUCACGCCCACCCCUACCCUCAUCUCCACUACCAGCUCACCUUCCACCACGACCCACGUUACCGCCUGCGAACUUGAACUCUGCUCCUGGACCGACUGGUUUGACGUUGACUUCCCCUCCUCGGGGACAAGCCAGGGAGACUUUGAAACCUACCAGCACAUCCGCGCUGCCGGGAAGGAAGUCUGUCAACAGCCAAAACAAAUUGAGUGCCAGGCCGAGGACUACCCCGAGAUUUCCAUCGAACAAGUCGGACAGGUGGUGCAGUGUGACGUUCACUACGGACUGGUGUGCAAGAACCAGGACCAGCACGGCAGUUUUAAGAUGUGCCUCAACUACAGGAUCCGCGUCCUCUGCUGCCGGCCUAACCCCGACUGCGUGCAGACCAUUACUCCUACCACCAGUCCCACCACCACCAUCUCCACAGGCACCUCCUCCUCCACUACACCCACCCUCUCAGUCACAACCUCCACCUCCACCGCUACGCCCACUACAACAAUAGAAACCAGCACCAGCACCAGCACCCUCACGCCCACCCCUACCCUCAUCUCCACUACCAGCUCACCUUCCACCACGACCCACGUUACCGCCUGCGAACUUGAACUCUGCUCCUGGACCGACUGGUUUGACGUUGACUUCCCCUCCUCGGGGACAAGCCAGGGAGACUUUGAAACCUACCAGCACAUCCGCGCUGCCGGGAAGGAAGUCUGUCAACAGCCAAAACAAAUUGAGUGCCAGGCCGAGGACUACCCCGAGAUUUCCAUCGAACAAGUCGGACAGGUGGUGCAGUGUGACGUUCACUACGGACUGGUGUGCAAGAACCAGGACCAGCACGGCAGUUUUAAGAUGUGCCUCAACUACAGGAUCCGCGUCCUCUGCUGCCGGCCUAACCCCGACUGCGUGCAGACCAUUACUCCUACCACCAGUCCCACCACCACCAUCUCCACAGGCACCUCCUCCUCCACUACACCCACCCUCUCAGUCACAACCUCCACCUCCACCACUACGCCCACUACAACAAUAGAAACCAGCACCAGCACCCUCACACCCACCCCUACCCUCAUCUCCACUACCAGCUCACCUUCCACCACGACCCACGUUACCGCCUGCGAACUUGAACUCUGCUCCUGGACCGACUGGUUUGACGUUGACUUCCCCUCCUCGGGGACAAGCCAGGGAGACUUUGAAACCUACCAGCACAUCCGCGCUGCCGGGAAGGAAGUCUGUCAACAGCCAAAACAAAUUGAGUGCCAGGCCGAGGACUACCCCGAGAUUUCCAUCGAACAAGUCGGACAGGUGGUGCAGUGUGACGUUCACUACGGACUGGUGUGCAAGAACCAGGACCAGCACGGCAGUUUUAAGAUGUGCCUCAACUACAGGAUCCGCGUCCUCUGCUGCCGGCCUAACCCCGACUGCGUGCAGACCACUACUCCUACCACCAGUCCCACCACCACCAUCUCCACAGGCACCUCCUCCUCCACUACACCCACCCUCUCAGUCACAACCUCCACCUCCACCGCUACGCCCACUACAACAAUAGAAACCAGCACCAGCACCAGCACCCUCACGCCCACCCCUACUCUCAUCUCCACUACCAGCUCACCUUCCACCACGACCCACGUUACCGCCUGCGAACUUGAACUCUGCUCCUGGACCGACUGGUUUGACGUUGACUUCCCCUCCUCGGGGACAAGCCAGGGAGACUUUGAAACCUACCAGCACAUCCGCGCUGCCGGGAAGGAAGUCUGUCAACAGCCAAAACAAAUUGAGUGCCAGGCCGAGGACUACCCCGAGAUUUCCAUCGAACAAGUCGGACAGGUGGUGCAGUGUGACGUUCACUACGGACUGGUGUGCAAGAACCAGGACCAGCACGGCAGUUUUAAGAUGUGCCUCAACUACAGGAUCCGCGUCCUCUGCUGCCGGCCUAACCCCGACUGCGUGCAGACCAUUACUCCUACCACCAGUCCCACCACCACCAUCUCCACAGGCACCUCCUCCUCCACUACACCCACCCUCUCAGUCACAACCUCCACCUCCACCGCUACGCCCACUACAACAAUAGAAACCAGCACCAGCACCAGCACCCUCACGCCCACCCCUACCCUCAUCUCCACUACCAGCUCACCUUCCACCACGACCCACGUUACCGCCUGCGAACUUGAACUCUGCUCCUGGACCGACUGGUUUGACGUUGACUUCCCCUCCUCGGGGACAAGCCAGGGAGACUUUGAAACCUACCAGCACAUCCGCGCUGCCGGGAAGGAAGUCUGUCAACAGCCAAAACAAAUUGAGUGCCAGGCCGAGGACUACCCCGAGAUUUCCAUCGAACAAGUCGGACAGGUGGUGCAGUGUGACGUUCACUACGGACUGGUGUGCAAGAACCAGGACCAGCACGGCAGUUUUAAGAUGUGCCUCAACUACAGGAUCCGCGUCCUCUGCUGCCGGCCUAACCCCGACUGCGUGCAGACCAUUACUCCUACCACCAGUCCCACCACCACCAUCUCCACAGGCACCUCCUCCUCCACUACACCCACCCUCUCAGUCACAAGCUCUACAAUGUCUACCAUAUUCAGCACUAGUACCUCUAUAUCAACACCCUGUUUCUGUAAAAUUGGAAACAACAUUUAUUCUCCUGGUGAACUGAUUUACAGCACGAUGGAUAGUGAUGGAUGUAGAUUUUAUGCUAGGUGUAGUGAAACAUGUACAAUUGAACGCUACACUGGAGACUGUAAUUUUACUACUCCAGUAACCACAACAUCCCCUCAGACGCCUACCAUAAUAACAUCACGUCCCACUCUUCCUCCGGGUUGUGUUUCUAGUACUCACCCUCCUCUACAGCCUGGCCAGAAAUUCAAAUUAUCCAACUGUACAGAACUCAUCUGUGAGGGAAACAACAAAGUUGUAGUAAAUCAAACAGUGUGUCCACCUGUAAAGGAAAUUACCUGUGCGAACAAAUACCCAGCAAUAUUGGUACCUGAUGAAAAUGGAUGCUGUUACCACUAUGAGUGUCAAUGUGUGUGCAGUGGAUGGGGUGAUCCUCAUUAUAUUACUUUUGAUGGAACCUACUAUACUUUCCUUGAAAACUGCACUUAUGUUCUGGUGAAACAGAUUGUGCCUAAAUUUGACAACUUCCGUGUUCACAUUGAGAAUUACUACUGUGAUUCAAAAGAUGGACUUUCCUGUCCUAAAUCCAUUAUUAUUUUCUACAAAUCUGCAACAGUGAAGCUGACCCGUGAACUCCUGAAUGGCAUGAUGACAAAUGUGAUGUACUUCAACAAUAAGAUUGUCCAACCAGGCUUUCACAAAGACGGCAUUUAUUUCUCCACGCUUGGUAUCAAUAUGAUUGUAGAAAUACCAGAGAUUGGCGCAACCAUCACCUUCAGUGGGCUCAUCUUUUCUGUGAAACUUCCGUAUAGCAAAUUUGGCAACAAUACUGAAGGACAAUGUGGAACAUGUACAAAUAACAAAAGAGAUGAAUGUCGCUUGCCAAGUGGUAAGAUCAUUUCCUCCUGUCCCCAAAUGGCUCAUCACUGGCUUGUUGGUAAUGAUACAUCGUGCUCUGGAGUACCAACACCACCAAUAGUAACCACACCUCCUGCAAGGCCGCAGUGUCAUGUUCCUGAACUCUGCAAGCUUAUCAUAAGCAAAGUUUUUGCAGAAUGCCAUGAUGUAAUACCACCAGAACCAUUUUACAAAGGAUGUGUUUUUGAUGGAUGUCGCAUAACUGAUGAAUCCAUGCAGUGUUCCAGUUUAGAGAUAUAUGCUACAGAGUGUGCUGCAAGAGGUGUCUGCAUUGACUGGAGAGGAAAGACAAACAAUACCUGCCCAUACAAUUGUCCAGCAAACAUGGUAUACAAGCCGUGCGGGUCCAUUAAUCCUGCUACCUGCAGCCAAAGCUUUGUUGACCAUCCUGGCUAUGGAGUAACUGAAGGUUGUUUCUGUCCUGAAGGAGAGACACUCCUAAGUGAAGACAGCAACACUUGUGUCUCUGAAUGCUCUUGUAGAGAACCAAAUGGAAUACCCAGAUGGCCAGGAGAAAAAUGGACCAAAAAUUGCCAGGAGUGUGUUUGUGACAGAUCCACUCUCAGAGUGCAUUGUACAAAACACGAAUGUCCUCUGCCACAGCAAGUGUCUUGUUCUGAACCAGGAUACAUGCCUGUUCAGACACAGAUACCAGAAGAUCCAUGCUGUACCAGGACUGAGUGCUACUGCAAUACGAGCCUCUGCCCUGAGGUCACACACCAAUGCUUUGAGGGACAGGAAGUAAUUACAGUAAUACAGCCUGGAAAAUGCUGCCCUACCUUUGAAUGCAGACAUGGCUGUGUAGUCAAUGAAACCUACUAUGCACCUGGAACUGUGAUCCCAUCAGGCCCCUGUGAAAGCUGCACCUGCUCCAGAUCAUCUUAUUCAGGCCGUCAGAAGUUUGCUGUCAAGUGCCAGCCUGUUACCUGUGACACCUACUGUCCAGUGGGUUAUAAGUAUACAGAGGAACCUGGAAAAUGCUGUGGCACAUGCAAGGCUGAGGCCUGCAUAGUGGUCAUGGAAGACGGCACUACACACGUGCUUAAGGUUGGAAAAUUCUGGAGCCCACCUGGUAAUAACUGUACAACUUACACAUGUGAAAAAUACAACGGCCAGUUCAUGACAGUCAUCUCAAAGAAAAGCUGUCCCGCCUUCAACCCUGAUCUCUGUGAACCUGACAACAUCCAGCUAUCAGAUGACGGCUGCUGUAGAGUGUGCUCAAUCCCACCAUCAGGUUGCAAGAAGCACAACACCUCUACUGUCAUCAAAUACCAAGGAUGUGUUUCUGCACCUGUUGAGAUGACAUACUGUGAAGGCAGCUGUGAUGCUUACUCAAAGUACUCUCAAGAAGCGAACAUGAUGGAACAUAAAUGCUCAUGUUGUCAGGAAAUCCAGACUAGCAUAAGAAAGGUGACUUUGACAUGCAGUGAUGGAACCUAUCUUGAUCACUCAUACACCUAUGUGGACCAAUGCAGCUGCGUGGGUGCUGAGUGUGUUCCCCAAGACAUUGCCAACCAACAACAGCAAACAGGCAAAAUAUGAGAUGAAGACCUCUCAAGAAAAAGGGAAUGUCUAAAAUUAAAACUAAGGAGAAGACAAAUGAGUUGAAUAUAGAUGAAAACAAACAUUUGAAAAAAGUGUCAAAAGCAGCUACAAUUUUCGAUGAACAGAUUAUAUUUUCUGCAUACAAGCUCAAUACGUCUGUCCACAUUAUUUCAGCUUUCCUUAUCAUUAUAUCUCAUACUGUUUUACAUGACUUUUCUUUACACCUUGAGAGGUACAGUAUAAGAUCAUUUUUAUAUUUCUUGUUAGUUUGUCUUAUGAGAAGUGCUAAACAAUAAGACUGAGACCACACAAAUUCUUUUAUUAGAACGACAUUCUUUUCUGCCUCGAGGCUUUCCUUUGGUGGCACAAUAUAAACUGCACUGGUGCAGAAUAAAUAUUACUAAGUCGGAAAUCAAGUUUUGCUGGUCAUUACAUUCCGCAACUACUUGACAAUAUCUAAGAUUUCCAUUGAUAUACUGAACUAUUACAGAACAUUUUAAUUUCAGUUCACUGAGAUAGAUCAAAAGCUAAAGUCCAAGAAAAAGAAAAGAAAACUGUACCUCUCUUUUGUUUUUCUUUUUUGCAUUAUGGAAAACUUAGAUUGCAAAAAGCCAUACCUUCUCAAAGCUAUGAAAUUCAAUGUUAUAAACAAUAUUUAGGGCAUUUCCCUAUCUAUUCUCAUGAGAAAGAAAGGAAAGAAAAGAAAGAAGAAAGAAAGAAAAAAAAAGAGAAAGAAAAAAAAAGAAAGAUACUAUAAUGAUAAGCUGCUGCAUACUCACACUACUUGUUGUUUACAUAACAUCAUCAGCAUAGAAACUGUAUGAAAAUUUGGAAUUUUUUUUUUCUUUGUGGUUAACUGUUUACAGAAGAAGUAUAUAUAUAUAUAUAUUGCCAACAGGGCAUAUGAAGGACUUUUGUAAACAAAAGUAAUAAUAAUAAUAAUAUUAUAUGUAAAUUCUUUCCUAGAAAGCUUUUAAAAAGUUGUACUAUUGCUAUUUAUUUUGUUUUUUGGAGAACUGAUUUAUUGGGCCAUUUCUUUCAGAAUUAAUGUUUACCCAUUUGUUAGUCUUAGUCAUAUUAUCUGGGUGUGGUAUAUUUUCUUCUUUCAUUUUGUUUUGGAAUAUUGUUUUAUUUUUGUUCUUUAUGAAAAAAGUAAUGAUGAUUAAUAAAUUUUAAGCAUUUUA